AUGGCUACUACCACAAUCGAGGCCACAGCCCCCGUCUCGGCGUUUACAACGGUGCAGCUGAUGACACCGGACGGGCCUGUUUCCCGCCGUGUACGCUGUGGGGCGCCCCGUACCCCGACCCUGGAUGAAAUGCCCGUCAUCGACCUCAGCUCACUUGAUGGGGAUGCGGCCGCGCGCAAGGCCAUCGCCACCAAAAUCAAAGCUGCUGCUGAGAACACUGGCUUCUUUUACGUAUCCAACCACGGAAUUCCUAAGGAAUUGAUUGAGCAAGCCCUCGAACAGAUCAAGACCUUUUUCAAUCAAGAGCAAGAAUUCAAGGACCGGGUCUCGUUUGACAAGGCGGGCAAGUUCUGUGGUUAUCACGGUGUUGGAAGCACGCAGAUUAAUAACCAGGAAACCAGAGACAAGAAGGAGACUUUCUCUAUGCGAUAUGAUACUCGCAUCGACCAAACCCAUAACUGUGUCGAUGACAUCAAUGCCAACUUCUCAUCCACAGAUUAUGUCUGGGACAGGACAGGCCAUCUCACAAACUUCCGCCCUGUACUUACCGAGUUCUAUCAAAAGCGACUAGCCCUCGCCCGUAAACUCAUCCGUUUAUUCGCCCUGGCUCUCGACCUACCCGAGGACUACUUCGACUCCAUCAUCACCACUCCCGGCGCUGACGCAGUGCACAUUCACUACCCCGGCAACGACGGCAGCACCGAAGAUGUCGAUGUGGGUAUUGGCUCCCAUACGGACAUCCAGUGCGUGACUCUGCUCUGGCAGGACAUGUCUGGUGGGCUGCAGGUCCUCUCGGCAGAUGACGAGUGGCUCGACGCACGGCCAAUUGAAGGGACCCUGGUCAUCAACAUAGGCGACUUUCUGCAGAGGCUUUCGAACAACCGGUUCAAAUCCACGGUGCAUCGCGUGUAUAAUCGGCAAAAGACCUCCCGCUACGCCAUGCCUUUCUUUCUCGGGUUCAACCCGGACGCGGUCUGUGAGGUCGUACCGACGUGUGUUGACGAUGAGCAUCCUCCUCUCUAUGAGCCGAUUUCAUGUGGCAAGGCAAGUCGUACUCCACAUCCGUGUCCAAAGUACGCAGACUAA
Molecule: messenger RNA, 1086 nt
Organism: Fusarium fujikuroi IMI 58289
Lineage: Eukaryota; Fungi; Ascomycota; Sordariomycetes; Hypocreales; Nectriaceae
Product: related to gibberellin 20-oxidase
Exons: 2
Coding region: 1-1086 (361 amino acids)
Source: RefSeq, a predicted model, not a curated record